This is a messenger RNA of Entrophospora sp. SA101, 1878 nucleotides long. Lineage: Eukaryota; Fungi; Glomeromycota; Glomeromycetes; Entrophosporales; Entrophosporaceae. The record is from the annotation of a GenBank genome assembly.
AUGGAACCAAAGUCACCAAAAUCUACAGACACAGCAGCAACAAUAGCAUCAUUAUCAUCAAGAAUUACUCUAUUGGAAGAUGAAUUAGAAGAAGCCGGUAAAGAAAUGGCUGAAAAUAUUAGACGUGAGGUGGAAUUACAAAUGGAAUUGGAUUGUGUUAUUGCGCAGAAAGAAGAAGACAUUCAAGCUGCCACUGAACCUUUAGUAAACAAAAUAUCACAGCUAGAAACUGAACUAUCAUAUUCCACUUCUUCCUCUGGUAGUGAUGGUAGUGGUUAUAAUUCAGGAUUCAGUUCACCAACACAUAGUAACCAUGAAUAUUAUAAUAUAGAAAGGAUAAAACAGGAAAUUAACAAUAAACAUUUAAAUGAAUUAGAAGAAAUUAUGGAACAAAAUAAAAAAACCGUGGAGAAGUUAAAUAGCGAAAAUAGCGAAAAUGAAAAAAAAUUAGAAAAUUUUGAGGUUGAAAUAAGGAAUUUGCAAAAUGAAAUUGGAAAUCGCGAAUCGGAGGUUGGAAAUUUAAAAAAGGAAAAUAAAUUACUAAUAGGCGAAAAGAAUUUAUUGAGUUCUGAACAAUUAGAAAACCUCAAAAUUGAGAAAUCAAGAGAAAUGGAAAAUUUACAAAAAAUUAAUCUUGAUGAAGUUGCAAACCUUGAAAGUAAACUUUUGAAUGCUAGCAAUAAACUUGCCUCCAUCGAAAAUUCCUUCCAAGAAUUAAAUUCCAAAUAUCAACAAUGCACGCAAAAUAAUUCGCAAGCAUCAACCGAACUGAUUUCCGCAUAUGAAAAAGUUCAAGAAUUUGAAGAUAAAAAUAGAAUUCUAGAAAAAAAUUGCGAGGAAUUGUUCGACGAGAAAAUAAAACUGAAUGCCGAGAAAGAAAUGUUCCUAAAAGAUAUCCAGAAAAUAAAACUUGAGAAAUCGGAAUUGGAAAAUGAGCUUAAGGAAUCGCACGGCAAAUUGGACGAAUUCAUGAAAUCCAUGAAAGAGAAAUGGGAAUCGCAAUAUCGAGAUCUUGAACAAAGACAUCAAGAAACUGAGUCAAAGCUGGAAGAAACUGAGUCAAAGCUGAAAGAAUCUGUCGAGAGAAAUGAACUUAUUUAUGAAGAAUUGAUGAAAGAAAAAGAAAAAGAAAAAUCGAAUGAAAUGAAUCACGAACAGUUGAACGAGAGAUUGAGAGCGUUGGAAAAACAAAACAAAGAGAAAAUUAAAGAAUUAAAGAAUCUUCAAUCGUUGAUCAAGUCAGAAAAUGAGCGAUGGAAAGAUAAGGAGGAGAAUUUUAUGAUAAACUACGAAAAAUUGGAAUUGAAAUUUAAACAAAAAGAAUCCGAAUACGAUAUUAUAAAUGAUGAGUUGGAAUUUAUUACGGCCGAGAACAAAUCCAUCAAGCAAAAAUUGUUUGACAACGACAAGGAGAAAAUAUUGAUCGAUCGAGAGAAAAGACAGAUUGAGAUCGAAUUCAAGAAAUUGCUGGAAGAGAAAGAAAAUCUUUCCAAACAAUUGGACGAAAUCGAAAAUCAAUAUCAAGAAGAAAUUUCAAUUAUUGCCAAAGAAAUGCAAAGAAGAUUAGAAUCAACUAGUAAAUUACUUCAAAAAAUAACAAAUUUGGAAAGUUCUCUAAAAUCUUCUAGGCUUGAAUGCAAAAAAUUGAAUGAAAAAUUGGCGGAAAUUCAACUCGAUCAUUUCGAAGCAGUUAACGAGAAAAACAAAGUAAUUGAAGAAAAAUUCGAAGCUCAAAAGAAAAUCGAAUCGUUAGAAUCUAGACUUGAAAGUCUUAAUAAAUUAUCAGGUUUGGAAAAGAAAGACUUGAGAUUAAUGGAAAAAUAUCAUGAAGUGUUGGCUAAAAAUAUGGAGUUAACAAUUCAAUUAAGUUCAAAAUGA